UGAUAGAUCUGCAAGGAGGAGCAAUGCUAGGAGUGGCAUACCGGAUGGGCAAGACGAAAACUUCUGUUUCAAUGCCUGCAACUGUUCCAACGGGCGGCCCCGGUUUGGUCGUGGGUGCAGCGGGGGGAAGCGCGGCCGAUGCUACAAAAGCGGAAUUGGCAAUUAAUUUCCAGCUGUUCAGCUGGGAAACACAUAAGCCAGUUAGCGGGCUUAUGCCCCAGCCGGAAUGGACCGCCUGGGAUCAAACAGUGGAGUAUUGCGCACUUGCUUACACGAAAUUCGUAACAAUUUGCGCAUUGCGUCCGUCGUUUCGGUUUCUAGGAAGCGUUGCUAUUGCUGGUGCAACGGGCGGCAUUUGGCAUCACCGGCAGCUGUUUCUUGAGACACCAACAACAAUUGAAUGUGUAUUUUGCGAUGCCGGGGUGGAUGAAGCAGAAGAAGAGGCCAAACGGGCCAAAGCUGCAGCAGCGGUACGUAAUCCGUGUUAGACUACUAGUCAAUCAGGGAGUCAGUUUCAAAGAAAAAAAGAAGAGAGGAACAGUAGUAAAGGCAUACAGGUGAA
This is a messenger RNA of Chara braunii, 562 nucleotides long. NCBI's taxonomy places the organism in Eukaryota, Viridiplantae, Streptophyta, Charophyceae, Charales, Characeae. The record is from the annotation of a GenBank genome assembly.